GCUCCCGGCCGUGCUCGCCUGGCCCCGCUGCUUCUCGGCAGUGCGGGCCUCGCACACUGGCACAUGGCGGCUCUGCGCACCCUCCUGCUCCUCGGGCUGCUCCUCACGGCGCGGGGGCGGCGGGCGGCGGAGAGGCAGCGGCCGCCCCCUUCCCCGAGCCCGCUGGACAAGGUCGUGGCACCGCAGGGGCUCAGCCUCUCCCAGCUCUCAGGGAAGUGGUUCCUGGUCGGCAUGGCCUCCCGCUGCAGCUAUCUGGCAGAGCACGGCCACCAGCUAGAGGCCACGAUGAUGACGGUGACCAUCGUGGAUGGGCAGAGCCUGGCCAUCAGCACCUUCAGGAAGCUGGACAGGAUGUGCUGGGAAAUCAGGCAGCACUACCUUCCCRCCCAGGCUCCUGGACGCUUCCUGCUGAAGGGGCACAGGAAAAACAGCAACGUAGAUCUGAUGGUGGGUGAGGCCGACCCCAGCAGCUUUGUCAUUCUCUAUUACAAGGAGGGCCCCAGCAUCUCUGUUAAGCUCUAUGGACGGACCAGCCUGGUCAGUGACACCAUCAUGGACAAGUUUGAGCAGCGUGUCAGUGCUGUGGGUCUGAGCACGGAUGUGACCUACUACUUCCCCACCUACGGGUUUUGUGACUCUGCAGAUGAGUUUCACAUCCUCGAUGAAAUGAAGCUGUAGGUGCUGACGGAGUUGCCAGGGUGUUCCAGAGCUCAGCCCUCACCUUAGCCAGCUGCCCAUGGCCACACAGGUCUGAGCCACACUUUCAUCAGCUCCCACUGCUGCUCCACAGCUCAGGAGCCAGCUCUGGGACUCCUCCGCUCCUCCAACUAUGCUGGCAGUUGUGUCUGUACCUGUCCUAUGCUCCCCAGCUUGUGUACCCUCUCUGCUCUGUGCCCGACUCUCCUGCAGCAGCCAGCAACACCCCAAUAAAUGCCUCAGAGAAGA
This is a messenger RNA of Malurus melanocephalus (red-backed fairy wren), 945 nucleotides long. RefSeq names its product complement C8 gamma chain (gene C8G). The transcript has 7 exons. The record is from RefSeq and is a predicted model, not a curated record. Gene Ontology annotation, biological process: complement activation. Gene Ontology annotation, cellular component: membrane attack complex. Lineage: Eukaryota; Metazoa; Chordata; Aves; Passeriformes; Maluridae. The coding region runs from base 64 to 678 and encodes 204 amino acids.